Molecule: messenger RNA, 1165 nt
Organism: Syzygium oleosum
Lineage: Eukaryota; Viridiplantae; Streptophyta; Magnoliopsida; Myrtales; Myrtaceae
Product: stem-specific protein TSJT1-like
Exons: 4
Coding region: 150-929 (259 amino acids)
Source: RefSeq, a predicted model, not a curated record
UCUCCCCCCAUCACUUGCAUCAAGUUUCUUCAAUCACCGUUUCAUCGGUUUCUUAGCGUCGUUCGAAAGCUGUUCAAGCUUGCGUUUUUUCGUUCUCUCUCUCUUCUGGGUUUUGUGUUUGAUUGUGAUAUUGCAAGAGGGGAAGGAAAAUGUUGGGUAUAUUCAAGAAGGGUCUGGCUCACCCGCCGCAGGAGCUCAACAGCCCUCACCCGUCGAAGAUCGCCACGAGGGAGCCCAAGUUUCCGAGGGAGAUCUUGGAGGAUUUCUUGGCUACCCAUCAGUCCAGCAGCAGCAAUGCCUUCUCGGUUAGCUUUGAAGACGGUGCUUUGCUCGCUUAUGCUCGCCCUCAGAAGUCCUACUCAGUCCAUCAAAGAUUGUUCUGUGGCUUGGACAACAUCUACUGCAUUUUCCGGGGCAGCCUGAACAACCUGUGCAGCCUCAUCAAGCAAUAUGGCCUGUCGAAGGGCACGGACGAGGCCAUGUUCGUGAUCGAGGCCUACCGGACCCUCCGCGACCGGGGCCCCUACCCGGCCGAUCAGGUCCUCAAGGAUCUGGACGGCGACUACGGCUUCGUACUCUACGAUGGCAAGGCCGGGACCAUUUUCGCCGCAUCUGGAGCAGAAGAAGGGGUGAGGCUGUUCUGGGGGAUUGCAGCAGAUGGGUCUUUGGUGAUCUCGGACAACUUGGAGGUCGUGAAAGGGAGCUGUGUCAAAUCAUUUGCUCCAUUCCCAGCAGGAUGUAUGUUUCAUAGCGAGCAUGGAUUAAUGAGCUUUGAACAUCCGACGAGCAAAGUGAAGGCAAUGCCGAGGAUCGACAGCGAGGGGAUCAUGUGCGGGGCCAAUUUCAAGGUUGAUGUCCAGUCCAAGGUUCACGUCAUGCCACGUGUCGGGAGCGAAGCCAAUUGGGCAAUUUGGGGUCAAAAUGCAUGAUGGUGAUCCCUAAGGAACCACCAUUAAGCAAUGACAAUCGGACAGUUGGAUUCUUCUUUUGUAAUUUUUUCAAUUUCCUGCUUGAAUUUUUCGUCGUCGUUUUCUGUUUUUUCCUCUUUCGAGCUGACUUUGGUGGGGUUUCCAUUGGGGAAAAUUGCACCAUGCCCCUGAUUUUUCUUUGCUUUCUGUACAUGUUUAACGCUUUAGAACAUCAAUAAAAAGGAUGUGAUUUGAGA